ACUCCUGGUCACUCAGCCAGCAGCCCCUCCUUUCUUGCCCUAGUCUCUAGUUUUUCAGUGUUCAUAGGUGAGCUUACCAGCAACCACUGCUAAAGAUGGAGGCCAUCAAGAAAAAGAUGCAGAUGCUGAAGUUGGACAAGGAGAAUGCUCUGGAUCGUGCAGAGCAAGCUGAAGCUGAGCAAAAGCAGGCAGAAGAAAGAAGUAAGCAGCUGGAAGAUGAGCUGGCAGCCAUGCAGAAGAAGCUGAAAGGGACAGAAGAUGAGCUGGACAAGUAUUCUGAAGCAUUGAAGGAUGCCCAGGAGAAGCUGGAGUUGGCAGAAAAGAAGGCAGCUGAUGCUGAGGCUGAGGUGGCCUCCUUGAACCGUAGGAUCCAGCUGGUUGAAGAGGAGCUGGACCGCGCUCAGGAGCGCCUGGCCACUGCCCUGCAAAAGCUGGAGGAAGCUGAGAAAGCUGCUGAUGAGAGCGAGAGAGGUAUGAAGGUUAUUGAAAACCGAGCCUUAAAAGAUGAAGAAAAGAUGGAACUCCAGGAAAUCCAACUCAAAGAAGCUAAGCACAUUGCAGAAGAGGCAGAUAGAAAGUAUGAAGAGGUGGCUCGGAAGUUGGUGAUCAUUGAAGGGGACUUGGAACGCACAGAGGAACGAGCUGAGCUGGCAGAGUCCCGUUGCCGAGAGAUGGAUGAGCAAAUCAGACUGAUGGACCAGAACCUGAAGUGUCUGAGUGCUGCUGAAGAAAAGUACUCUCAAAAAGAAGACAAAUAUGAGGAAGAGAUAAAGAUUCUUACUGAUAAACUCAAGGAGGCAGAGACCCGUGCUGAGUUUGCUGAGAGAUCGGUAGCCAAGCUGGAAAAGACAAUUGAUGAUUUGGAAGAUGAGCUCUAUGCCCAGAAACUGAAGUACAAGGCCAUUAGCGAGGAGCUGGACCACGCCCUCAAUGACAUGACCUCUAUAUAAACUGAAAUGCACCAAAGAGGAGCACCUCUGUACACAAAGGAUGCUGGACCAGACUCUGCUUGACCUGAAUGAGAUGUAGAACACCCCAGUCCUGCCCUGCCCUGCCCUGCCGUUGCUCCUCCCUCUGACCCCGACUCCGCCUUGAGGCCAGCCCGCCCGAAGCUGACCUUUAAACUGAGGGCUGAUCUUUAACUGGAAGGCUGCUUUCUCCCUUUGCCACCUCUCCUACUCUGACCUGUGUCUUUUUCGCCAAACCGUCUCUGCCUCUCCCCGGAGAGUCCAGUUGGGCUAGAGGCAGAGCACCUUUGGGAACAACAUUGAAGGGAAUGUGAGCACAAUGCAAAAUGUCUUUAAAAGCAUGUCAUGAUGUACACGUUUUAUAAUUACCUUUGUUUUUGUUGAUACAGUGACCAUUUGUAAAACAUUCCAAAUAAUUUCACAGUUCUGAAACAGCAGUCUCAUCCUUUCUUAUCUUUGGAAGGUAACUUUUCAUUUCAAUACAUACUGUCCUCUCCAUAGAAGAGGGAAAGGGGUAUGGGCCUGCCUUGCUGAGAGCCAAACAGAGCCCAGAGGAAGACUCCAUUUGAGGGAAUCUCAUUGCUCUCUAUAAAGUAUCAGCCAAAUGAGAAAGGUGAUUCUAGGGAGAAUUAGCCAAAAAAAAAAAAAUAAGUGCUGUUCAAGUUUUUAGCUUUAAGUUAUCUCAAGGCAACUUUUUUUUUCCCUAAAAAUGUGACCAAAUAAAUUAAGACAGUGAAACCUCUGAGACCAAAUCCUUGUCCUGUUUCUCUACUUGCUUUCCAACUACUCACAGAAUGGAUCACAUACCCCUUACGUUGAGGUGACCACCUUUUUGCCCUCUUGCCUCUUUGAAAAGAAAAUUAUGUUUUUGCCACUGAUUUAGCCAUAUGAAACUCAUCUCAUCUCCCUUUUCUAGGUUUGAAGCUGCUGUCUCUAAAAGUGCCAUCUCGUGCUUCAUAUCAGUGCUGGAAAAAUCUUGAAUAGCUUAUGUACAAAAGUGUUUUUAAAUUUUAUGUUAUUUUGAAACUUUGCAUUUCUUUGGGGUUGGGGCACACUGGCCACCCUACCUGGCAGAGCUCUCUAUAGUCCAUGGGCUGGCAGUGUGCCAAUCUUUUAAAGUUUCUUUCCCUGCCCAAACGCCCCUCGGGUGAGGUUUCUGUGAGGUCUGUUAGUUGUGCAUCCUGCAGCUUAUUGGCUUAAAAUGUACUCUCCUUUGGUGUGGUCUCUUCAGGGGCCGAUUGGGAGAAAGAGAAACCAAUAAAUAUCUCAACUGUUUUGAUACUGAAAAUUGACAAGUGUCUUUUUGAAAUAAAGAACCCAGUCCCUCCAA
Manis javanica (Malayan pangolin) is the source of this 2298-nucleotide messenger RNA. The record is from RefSeq and is a predicted model, not a curated record. NCBI's taxonomy places the organism in Eukaryota, Metazoa, Chordata, Mammalia, Pholidota, Manidae.